ACUCUAUGCUUGUCUUGUAUCUUUAGUAUCCACCGUUUAUUCGUUUGAAAUUGAAACUGAUAGAGCUGAUAUUUUACUACAAAAGGCUCCAAACAACAACCCGAGGAGUUUGUUAAUCAAUUUAAAAUCUCCAUUGAUUAAUGUUGGUGAGAAAUGAUGCUGACAAGCUUUAUAGUGGUUCUCUCCUUACUAAGAAUUACCAGUCCUUAUAUAUGCCAGCACCAGUCUCCUUCUGCUGAUACCUUACAGACAGGUUUCUCCUCUGGACCUCAAACAUCCGCUGCUCCCUUUCAGGUAACGUGGCACACCACAGAGAAUAUAGUUGCUGGUGAGAUCCUAACGAAUAUAUCUGAUUUCAUGUCGAGCAACAUCUUGGUAAAACAAGCAAUCGCCUCCAUACACUUGUCUAGGAACUGUCCUCUAAGCCAGACAAACGAACAGACAAACGUACAAACAAACUCUCAGACGAAUACUCACUAUUGUACGGAGGAAUGUGCAGCAGUAACUCAAUGCGGCCCGGCCAUUGUUCCAGAUGAACAUCUGGGAAGGUGCUACGUUUGUGUAGAUGAUAGCAAGAGGUGUGGCUUCAAGGUCGGGAGCACUCUGGGACAAGGGAUCACAGGGACACUUGGUGGUGUACUUGUCAGCCAAACUAACUAAAGACUGUCAAGAUGAUCCUAUCCAAGCAGCCGCUUGUCAGGUGUCGCCAGUCCACAAGAGGCCCAUAGCCAGUUACAUGAACAUCUGUCCAGACCACAGUAUCCCAGAAGAGGACAUGUCUAACGUCUUGCUCCACCACCUCCUACAUGUAAUGGGAAUAUCACAGAGCCUGUUUGAUCUGGGAGCCGCUAAAUUAGAGGACUUUGGAACAAGAUGGGGGCUGAUACGUGAAGAUUCUUACACUGUCCUAGAUAAACAGUUCGUGGGUACUAAGAGCAAAGAGUUUGUUAGCAAACACUUUGGGUGUGAGAAAGGCUACGGCGUGCUUAUGGAAAAUCAGGACUCACGGAAGUGUCAUGUAGAAGAGAGGCUAUACAGAGGGGAGAUCCUAACAGUUAAUGUGACUAAAAGUAGCCAGUUUACAGACCUUACCUUCUCUAUACUGGAGGACACUGGUUGGUAUAUUGCAGGAAAAUCAAAACAGCCUCCUUUCCCCGGUAAGUUGGGUUGUGAUGUACUGGACAGAAGUUGUAACUUGUGGGUAUCAGAGCAGAACAGUAACCAUGACAACAUCUACCCCUUCUGUGGUAUCAGCAGUCAGAGUUACACGUGUAAUACAGAGCACACUACUGUCUCGCAGUGUCAGACUAAGGAGCACAGUGUCGGAGUAGUUCCUGCUAAGUUCCAGUACCACGGACUGGCAGGUAAUGGGUACAGAGCAGGACCCUACAAGUACAGUGACUACUGCAUGCUGUUCAGUGAACAUGAAGACAGCUAUUCCUGCACCGACACCCCACAACCUAGCGGUGGAAGAAACUUCUUCCUUGAGAAGCACGGUCCAAGCUCUGUAUGUGUAAUACACGAUGGAGAGUGGGAUAUAAACGGAUCUGACAGAUCCAAGGGAGCCGGCUGUUACUCCAUCUGCUGUAGAGACACUAACUUUGACGUGAUAGAUGUUUACAACGAGCCCCACAGCUGUUACCAACCUAAACAAACCAUUCAUGUGUCAUCCUCCAACAACAAUAUCCGUGGUUCUUUGCAGUGCCCCAGCUGGGAGACUGCUUGCGGAGGGAGUGGUCGGACUAAGUGCCAGUCAGCAGGGAAGUGCAUGACUCCCUCACUUAGCAACGGACAGGUAUACAGCAGCCAGGGCAUGUACCAGAUCACCAUAGGUACAACUCUGUCUUAUGUGUGUUUUGAUGGCUUCGUCAUGCGAGGCUUCCCUUCUUCAGUUUGUCUUGGCAACAACCUAUUUGCUAAUCCUGUACCUGAUUGUAAGCUUCCAUGUGAAGACCCUUUCAUUGAGUUCGGUACGGUUCUAAACUCAGCAGGGACUCAAAGACUAGUGGGUGACACAGUGACCUUCACCUGUAAUACAGACUACAAACUAGAAGGGAGCAGUAUCCUCACUUGUAGGAUCAGCAGCUCAGGGUCCGAGAGAGCAGGUACAUGGUACCCUGAGCGCCCUACCUGCAGGAAGGAGUAUCUAGAGUGGUCAGGUUGGGGACCCUGCUCUGUUACUUGUGGAGAUAACCCAGGAGAGAGGAUACGGACCCGGGGCUGCUCUACUUGUGAAGAUUUCGAGUAUGAGAAGGAAGUGUGUUUUGUAAACUCCACUUGUGAUGAUAACAGUGGAGCUACUGUUCCUGACAGCCCGGCUGGAGCUAACAACACUGUUAUCUUGGUAGCUGUGUUCGCUGUCUUCUUCGUCUUCACUAUCUUCAUUAUUGUGUUUAUUGUCUGGUUCUUCGACAAGUCUCAGACUCAGCAGCGAUCUCAGUCUCAGCUCUUUAACGAAAGUUAUUAUUGGUCUCAGCAGAAUGUCUCGGGAUUCAAGCGGAGAGAACGCUCGAUGGAUUUGUCGUCAGAGUACAGUGCUGCAAGUGGAAGUGUAAAACAACUCUUCACCUCCCCUCCCUCCACCCCUUACACCACCGACACUCAACUAUCCUCUAAAGGUUCUGAAGAGAGUCUCUUUGGAAGCGGAAAGAGUUUCCACAUCCCGAGGAUCCAUUACAAAAACCGUGCACGGGUUUUUCCAAAGAAACCUGUAGUUCAUAUCCCAACUCCUCCCUCGUAUCAGGAAUCAUUGGAGAUGCCAACCUUCAGCCCCGAUCAGAAUACUGGAAUAGCACCGGAUACUAUAACUAAUGCUACUACUAAUACUAUUACUAAUUCUGGAAUAGCCACGGAUACUAUUACUAAUGAACCACCGGACCUUGCAAAGUUGAGAGCCAGUAUACAGGCAGCCAGGGUAAGAGUCAGAAAUCAUCCGUCAGUGAAAAGGUUGUUUGUGCCAAACCCUGUUACGGGAGGCUCUUACAAUCCCAAUCAAAUACCCUUCGAGAUUUCAGAAAAAGAAGAGGAAAACUAUUUGGAGGAUUCUUGGGAUUUUAGACAAAGACAAACUGGGUUCAAGAGGCAUUUUGGGUUUGCACCAAGUUCAGAUUUAAAGGUCGAAGAAGAAGAAGAUAACAAAAUUGAUGAAGUUGCAAGUCAAAUAGAGACAGAGACAGUUGCAAGUCAAAUAGAGACAGAGACAGAUGCAAGUCAAAUAGAGACAGAGACAGUUGCAAGUCAACUAGAGACAUAUCUGAAAGUAGAAGAAGAAGACGGUGGGGGCAUAGACAAAAAUAUGAACGAGAAAAGUGAAAAUUGAAGAGUGUGCAGAGAAAUUGAUUUUAAAUUCUUAGACUUAAAGCUCUUGAAGAAAUAAUACGAAACUAUAGUGCACCGAUUGAUCCGAACAGACUGUAAACGUAAUGAUAAAGUAUGAAAAAUAAAACUGUGAUUUUUUUUAUUAUAUCAUGACGUAUAUAUAAUAUCUAAAAUAAUAUCUAAAAUAUUUGACCUUAUCGUUAUGAUAUAAUAUGUUUUAAAUAGUUGUAUUUAUAGGCAGGUAUAAUUGUUUUAUUUAUAGGCAAACAGUACACUGACCAUAAGAGCAUAAGGCAGUAUAAGCAAGUAUGUAUAAUGUAUAUACAUGUACUAUAUAUAAUGUAUAAUGUAUAUACAAUGUACUGACCAUUGUUGUUAAGUGCAGUUAGACCUCUUGUUCUUCGUACUGCGUUGAUAGCAAUGUAUAAAAGCAAUGUGUAUACACCUGAAAAUGGAGAUUAACAGAUCUG
Messenger RNA from Bolinopsis microptera, 3788 nucleotides. RefSeq lists its product as uncharacterized. Gene Ontology annotation, molecular function: metalloendopeptidase activity. The transcript is spliced from 9 exons. The record is from RefSeq and is a predicted model, not a curated record. Gene Ontology annotation, biological process: proteolysis; cell adhesion. Gene Ontology annotation, cellular component: cytoplasm; membrane. Bases 566 to 3319 code for a protein of 917 amino acids. NCBI's taxonomy places the organism in Eukaryota, Metazoa, Ctenophora, Tentaculata, Lobata, Bolinopsidae.